This is a messenger RNA of Metopolophium dirhodum (rose-grain aphid), 1733 nucleotides long. RefSeq names its product folate transporter 1-like. Gene Ontology annotation, cellular component: plasma membrane. The record is from RefSeq and is a predicted model, not a curated record. Gene Ontology annotation, biological process: transmembrane transport; vitamin transport. The transcript has 9 exons. NCBI's taxonomy places the organism in Eukaryota, Metazoa, Arthropoda, Insecta, Hemiptera, Aphididae. Gene Ontology annotation, molecular function: vitamin transmembrane transporter activity. Bases 123 to 1439 code for a protein of 438 amino acids.
AAAUAGACGGACAAUUAAUUUUUAUAAUUAUUUUAUGUACCUCACGAAUCACGGCUACACGGCUACACUUAACGACUUAACAAUUUUAUUUAAAAAUAUUUAUUACAAGCCAUUUUUUUAUCAUGGAUACACAAGAAAAUUGGAAAAAUGUAUCCUUACUUGUUUGUGUAUUUGCUAUGAUUAGAGAAAUUCGACCAAUUAAACCGUUUAUUACCUCAUACCUGAAAAGUAUGAAUUUUACAUUGAACCAGAUAAAUGAAGAGAUAUAUGCUGUGGGAACUUAUUCGUGUCUAGUAUUGGCCAUUAUAGUAUUCUUAAUAACAGAUUAUUUUCGGUACAAACCGUUGAUCAUUGCAGAUGGAAUUGCUGGAAUUGUUACAUACGUAUUACUAUUAGGAACACCAAGUUUAUUCAGAGUUCAAAUAGGACAAAUUUUUUUUGGAUUUUUUUAUGCAUCAGAAGUUGCAUUCACUACAUAUUUGUAUGCCAAGGUCGACAACAAACAAUUAUACCAAAAAAUCACCAGUAUAGUGAAAGCAUCUAUAUUAUUCGGCCGAUUCCUGUCCGGGUUAAUUGCACAAAUUAUUGUUUCCACAAAUCUAUUGGAAGAGGUUUAUCUACUGUACAUUAGUAUAUUAAGUACUUUAUUUGUGACGAUUUGGGCAUUUUUUCUACCUAAAGUGGAGUACAGUCUAUACUUUCACACAAAAAAGGAAUUUACAGAAAACAUUAAGUUGCAUCAAUCUAAUAAUGAGGUUGCCAUUCAUGAAAAUGCUGCAAACGACGUUCCUACAAUUUCAAAAUUAAUUAAAAUUAAAAAAGUUAAGCAGAUGAUUUUUGAUGAUUUUCAAUCUGCAUAUACAAAUACUUAUGUAGUGAAAAAAUGUUUUUGGUGGAUAUUUGCAUUUGUUGGUCAUUUUAUAGUUGGAUUGUUUAUUCAAGUUUUAUGGGAUGAUGCUAACAAUAAUAAAAAGUAUCUGAUGAAUGGUGCUGUCGAGUCUAUACACACUCUUUGUGGUGCAGCAGGUGCAUAUGCAGUUGGUCACUUGCACCAUGAUUGGAAAAAAUUUGGUGAUAUUAUAUUUACCGUUGGAACAUUUGUUUUGGCUUUAUUAUUAUUCAUUAUAUAUUUUUGCAAUACGUUAUGGAUAUUAUACUUGGUCUACAUAAUAUUUGGUACUUGUUUCCAAGUAUUGUUAACUAUCACUACCUCUGAAGUUGCAAAACAUAUAAAACCUGAUAGUUAUGGACUAAUAUUUGGUUUUAAUUUGUUUAUGUCAUUAUUGAUUAUCUCAAUAUAUACAUUAUUAUUUAUCCAAGGCCUAAUUGUUGUAAUAGGGACAAAAAAUCAAAUAUUAUCAGUUUCUCUGAUGUUUGCUUCGAUGUCUGCAUUGCUAUUUAUCGCGGCUGUUUGGAAGUUCGCAAAAUCUGUGAAAUAACGAAGAAUGCUUUAUUAAAAAAAGCAUAAACUUAUUAGUUAUCUUAGACCCAUCAAUCAAAUUGGUUGAAUACGUACAUAUCGAUGUAAUAAAUCAUAUUAUGCCUUUUAAAUAGGUUUUUUUUUAAAUAUCAAAGUUUAGAUGUAAAUUAUCGUUUGAAGAAGAUUAGAUAUUUUGAUGGUUUAUAUUAUAAUCGUUCAACUAGAUAAUAGACGCGUAAUAAACUUAAGGGCUUAUAAAUAUUUAUACUUGUACAUUGCAUCAUUUUAAUUAAAAAUAAAAAGUUGAGAUUGA